AUGUCCUCCGCUGCCGGGCUGUACCAGUCCUACGCUGCGCUCCUCGCAGGCGCACUCGGUCCGAUAUGGGCGGGCGCGCACGCCUCUCUCGUCAUGCCCAAGGCUGAGAAGCGCAAGUUGCGCACGCUCGAGGCCAAGGACGGCAAGGAGGCUGCGGACGUGGAGGAGGAAGACGAGGACGAGGAUGUCGAACGGCUGACCCGCGAAGACGCCUACUGGUUCCCCAUCCUCGGCUCCUGCGUCCUCCUCGGCCUCUUCCUCCUCUUCAAAUACGUCGACAAGGCGCUACUGAACAAGAUUCUCGGUUGGUACCUCGCGGCGAUGGCUGUCGCCGGUCUCGCGAGGUCGGGCGUCAAGCUGGCGAGGCGAGUGCUGGGCGAGAGGCGGAGCAGGCGGCUAGACAAGUGGCGCCUGAAACUCACGAAGAACUCGAAGGAGCACAGCACCUUCGCGUUCAACUCCCUCCACCUCUACUGCAUCCCUCUCGCGAUCGCCCUCUCCGCCAGCCAGAUGUGCACCGGCAACUGGAUCCUCUCGAACCUCGUCGCCCUCUCCUUCGCCUUCAACGCCAUCUCGCUCCUCUACCUCGACUCGUUCGCGACAGGCUCGAUCCUCCUCGCCGGACUGUUCGUCUACGACAUUUGGUGGGUUUUCGGAUCCAAGGCCGUGUUUGGGAAGGGCGCGAAUGUCAUGGUCGAUGUCGCGACGAGCUUUGAGGCGCCCAUCAAGAUUGUCUUCCCGAAGGACCUGGCUCGAGGGCGCGACUUUGCGCUCCUCGGACUCGGAGACAUCGUCUUGCCUGGCGUCUUCCUCGCUCUCGCACUCCGCUUCGACUACCACCUCGCCCUCAAGCGCGCCUCAAUCCCCUUCCGACCGUCCCGCUCCUUCCCGAAGCCCUACUUCCUGUCGUGCUUCAUCGCGUACAUCUUCGGUCUCGCCACGACCAUCCUGGUAAUGCAUACCUUCCGAGCAGCCCAACCCGCCCUCCUCUACCUCUCACCCGCAUGUAUCCUCUCGGUCUCGCUUUGUGCGCUGGUGAAGGGCGAGUGGGGGGAGGUUUGGGGGUAUUUGGAUGGGGACGAGGAUGAGAGGGAGAGGAGGGAGAGGGAGGAGAGGGAGAAGGAGAAGGUUGGGGAGAAGGAGGGGCGAGUGGAGGAUACGAAGGAGGCGCCCGCUGUGCCGGUCAACGGGGACGCUACGAAGGAGUAG
This is a messenger RNA of Rhodotorula toruloides NP11, 1209 nucleotides long. Its product is annotated as minor histocompatibility antigen H13. Gene Ontology annotation, molecular function: aspartic endopeptidase activity, intramembrane cleaving. The transcript has 7 exons. Gene Ontology annotation, biological process: membrane protein proteolysis. Bases 1 to 1209 code for a protein of 402 amino acids. Gene Ontology annotation, cellular component: cytoplasmic side of endoplasmic reticulum membrane; lumenal side of endoplasmic reticulum membrane; membrane. The record is from RefSeq and is a predicted model, not a curated record. NCBI's taxonomy places the organism in Eukaryota, Fungi, Basidiomycota, Microbotryomycetes, Sporidiobolales, Sporidiobolaceae.